AUGGAGACGAAGCGGCGCCACGACCAGCGCAGCGCCGCGGCGGAGCGCCGCGAGGCGCGGGGGCCGCUCCGGGGCCCAGAGGUGCACAGGGUGUUUUUUCAACCCACUUUGGGCGCGCUGGCAGCCUACUCUGAUCCCUCUUUUCCUCCUCUCGUCCUCCUCCUCCUCCUCCUCAUUCUUCCCCUCCUCUUCCUUCCCCUCCGCGUCGUCAUGGGUUGUGUCCAGACUCCAUGGGUGCCCCCCCCAGCGGCCAUUGUCGAAAGAAAUAUUGCGUUGCUCAGUUUGGAUUGCUGCAUGAUAGGACGAACUCGGCGUGGGACUUCUGGUCCGACCGAAUUUGCAUAG
Molecule: messenger RNA, 345 nt
Organism: Prorocentrum cordatum
Lineage: Eukaryota; Dinophyceae; Prorocentrales; Prorocentraceae
Source: the annotation of a GenBank genome assembly